This is a messenger RNA of Didymodactylos carnosus, 2136 nucleotides long. NCBI's taxonomy places the organism in Eukaryota, Metazoa, Rotifera, Eurotatoria, Philodinida, Philodinidae. The record is from the annotation of a GenBank genome assembly.
AUGAAUUGGUGGAAUAAUGAAGAACAUAAUCGAUCGAGUUUGAUUGAAGAAUUGGCAUUUGUCUUGGGUGAAAUGAUCUUUCCGUUGAAUAAAUUUACACGUCGACGAGCAGCUCUUCGUGGUUCAUCAGUUGACAUGCCCGGUUUGAUCAAAGCGAUCAACACUGAAUGGACUCACAAGAAAAUCUUCAGUGCCAAAGAAGCAGGACCAAAACGAGAUCAUGCACUUUGUUUCGUACUCGAUGUAUCAGCAUCUAUGUUUGGUAGUAUGGCCAAUGGUUUGAAAGAUUCUCUUGUUGUCGUAAUAGGAGCUUGUCGACGAUUAGAAUUGGAUAAUUUUAGUGUGAUUGUGUUUGGCAAAAAUGUUCGAUUAAUCAAAACACACGAACAAUCAUGGGAUGCUUCGAUUAUUUUGACAUUGAUAGAACAACUCUAUUUCGAUAUUGAUGAUAACACUCGAGAUGCUCAUGCAAUUGAAGUGGCUAUUGAUCUUCUCUUGAACACUUCUACACGAGGUGAGAGAAAGAUUUUUCUGUUCACUGAUGGCUAUGGUCACUGUGGUGAACAUUUACCGAUGGUUCAGCAACGAGCUGAAGAUGCUUGUAUCGAUUUGGUAGCAAUUGCUGUUGGUUUCGAUCGAGUCAAUUUGUCGAAUUCAUACAAACGUUAUGUUUACUGUCAUUCUGCUCUGACACUACCUAAAUUGCUACGUGCUCUCUUCGAAAAUGAAGCUGUCGCACAAUCGAUGGAUUGGAUUUCAGGAGCCAUAAAAGCGUCAGAUCAACAAAAUUACGAGGAACUUAAUGAUGACGACUCGAAUGUCGAACCAAAAACGUUCUAUCAACAUUUUAGGGAAAAUAAAAUGUUUGAUUCAAUUAAAAACUUAACUAAUGAACGAGAACAAGCGUUGGAACAGACAAGUACAACCAAUAUUUCAUUCGAUAUUUGCUUUUGUCUGGAUUGUACCGGUAGUAUGGUUGGCUGGCUGCCACAUAUAAAAAAAGAGAUGAAGUUUCGCUUUGCCAUUGUCGCCUAUCGGGACAUAUCCGAUGAGCCACGAUUUGAAACUCAACCGUUCACUGAUAAUGUCGAUCAAAUUACGACUUUUCUUAACCCACUGAAAGCUUUUGGUGGUCAAGAUCUUCCUGAAGAUGCGUUGGGUGCUCUUGAUGAAUGCGCGAAUUUGACCGAUUGGAAUUCACAAGCAAACGGUCGAGUCAUUAUUUUGAUUAUCGAUGCACCGGGACAUGGACGCGACUUAAAUAAUUAUAACAACGAUGCCCAUCCAAAUGGGAUUGAUUCGCAAACAAUUGGUAUGUUGUGCGAUAAACUUCAAACGAAAAAUGCCGAAAUUAGUUUGAUACUCUGCACGCUCAAUCCAUCGGCAACACUGAAAAUGCAACGAGCAUUUGAAAGUUACUAUCAACAAAGCAUACAAUGGGACAUCACCAAUGCGUUCAGUGUCGUCAAUCUCGUUGAUCCGGACGAAUCCAACUCCCAUUCUUUCUUCCACUUUGUUUUUGUUCUCGAUGAGUCUACUUCAAUGCAGAAUGAGUCUUGGGCCGAUCUUCUGCGAGCUUACCAACGAUUUUUAACGCAACGCCACAAUGAUCAGGGUAGUAUAGAUCUUUUCUCCGUCGUUCAAUUUUCGACGGACGCACGAAUUGUCUAUCAAUCGAAAUUCUUAUCUGAAAUCAUGUCUCGUGAAUUGACAUGGAAACGUGGCAAUACGAACUAUCUAGCUGGUUUGACACUUGCCGAUAGUAUUAUUGCUCAAGAUCGGUCGAAUUCUUCGGUGAUAAUGAUAUUCAUGUCCGAUGGUCUUGACCAAGGAUUGAAUCCAAUACCAAAAAUAAACGAACUUCGUCUUAAGUACAGUAGCAAUCAUAGAUUUGUGUGUCACACAGUAGGUUUCGGAGCUGAAAUGCGAUCGGAAACAGGAGCACGGAAUCUUCUAAGACAAAUCGCUACGGUUGGUGUUGGUCAAAUGUAUACGGCAUUGGACGGUUUGCAACUGCAGCAAGUUUUCGGUGAAAUUGCCCAAGGAUGUACCAUUGUCAGUGACACUCUUGUGAAACGAUUCGUCGAAAUACUGAGUGAAAAAAUCAGUAUGAAACUCUUGUUGGACUUUUUAUGA